Messenger RNA from Populus trichocarpa (black cottonwood), 2737 nucleotides. RefSeq names its product GRAS family protein RAM1. The record is from RefSeq and is a predicted model, not a curated record. The coding region runs from base 82 to 2121 and encodes 679 amino acids. Gene Ontology annotation, biological process: regulation of DNA-templated transcription. NCBI's taxonomy places the organism in Eukaryota, Viridiplantae, Streptophyta, Magnoliopsida, Malpighiales, Salicaceae. The transcript has 2 exons. Gene Ontology annotation, molecular function: sequence-specific DNA binding; DNA-binding transcription factor activity. Gene Ontology annotation, cellular component: nucleus.
GAGCAGCAUUGGAGAAACACCAAAAACCUCACUUUCGUUUUUUGUUUGAGCGAGGAAUUGAGCAAAGUAUAGAGAGAAAAGAUGAUUAAUGCUCUCUGUGGAAGCAUGGGGUCUCUCAAGAGCGAGAACUCAUGCAACAAGUUGCAACCAACUUCUCCUAAUGAGUCAUCAUCAGUCACUGAAUCUAAAAAAACUACUCAGUCUUUUGAAUUUGAACAAAAUAGCCUAACCCCAACAAGCCUAAACUUACCUGCAGUCAAAUUUGAGUUGGAUGGAGAUGUUGAAGUCCAGUCACCUGAUAGUUCCAUGUGGGAGAGCUUUUUCACUGAUAAUUUUGACUCUGACUUCAUGAUCUCAUCUCCAGUGAGGAACUUGCCAUCGCCACAAACUUCAAGCUACAAUCACAAUUAUGCUCAUGCAAUGCAAGGGCAGAGUCUUUCAGGCUGCUCUCCUCCUAGAUAUUUAUCUCAGCUUGGAGCUGCUUUCAGUAGUAUCCACAAAGGGAAGGGACAGAGUCCACUCCAUAGAAUGUGUAACUCUCCAAAUAAUCAAUUCAUGCAAGUUGAGAGCCUUUCUUUACCAGGUAUUGAGGACUUCUUGGAUGAUUUUCAAAGAGAUGGGUACGGAGAAGGAUACCAACAACCACCUAAGAUGUCAGGCAGCAGUGGAAGUUCAACACAAUUGUUUGAUAUGUCAACCACAGUUCCUGCAAUGUUGGAUUGCUUGACUAUACAGAAUCCCUCCAGGUUUUGUUCUGGAUCGGUGAGUGAAACAUCAUCAGGCUCACCAAUGACACAGGAGAGCGAUAUUUUUCAGAUGGGUUCUAUUGGAAUUGCACCAUCAUCACAGAAACUAUUACAGGAAAACCAGCAGCAGCCGCAGCCGCUGCCACAACCAACAACACAACCACAGCCUCCACCAACAACCCAAUCCCUGCAACAGCAACCACAGAGUCUUAACCAUACCUUGAUGGUAUCUCUUCCUAUUGGCUCUGAGCAGGAACAAGAUAGUGGCCUCCAACUACUGAACCUCCUCCUUGCUUGUGCUGAGGCGGUAUCCAAUGAAGACUACAUGCUAGCUAGAAGAUAUCUCCACCACCUGAAUAGAGUCGUCAGCCCCCUUGGCGACUCCAUGCAAAGAGUUGCGUCCUGUUUCACUGAGGCCCUAAGUGCUAGGCUAGCUGCAACCCUUACAACUAAACCUAGUACCUCCUCUUCAAAAGCCUUCUCUCCUUUCCCUCCAAACUCCAUGGAAAUUCUCAAAAUUUACCAAAUACUUUACCAAGCUUGCCCUUACGUAAAGUUUGCUCAUUUCACUGCUAAUCAAGCAAUUUUUGAGGCCUUUGAAACUGAAGAACGUGUUCAUGUUAUUGACCUAGACAUUCUUCAAGGCUAUCAAUGGCCAGCUUUCAUGCAAGCCCUAGCAGCUAGACCUGGUGGCGCUCCAUUCCUCCGAAUAACUGGAGUUGGAUCCUCUAUGGAGAAUGUUAGAGAGACCGGUCGGUGCUUGACAGAACUAGCUCAUUCUCUUCAUGUUCCAUUUGAGUACCACCCAGUUGCUGAAGAACUCGUAGACCUUAAACCACACAUGUUCAAUAGAAGGGUUGGUGAGGCUCUUGCUGUUAACUCUGUUAACCGGCUCCACCGUGUCCCCGGGAAUUGCCUGGGGAACCUAUUAGCAAUGAUCCGUGACCAAGCGCCAAACAUAGUAACAGUAGUUGAGCAAGAAGCAAGCCAUAACGGACCAUACUUCUUAGGUAGGUUCCUGGAGGCAUUGCACUAUUAUUCAGCAAUUUUUGACUCUUUGGAUUCAACUUUUCCGCCAGAUUCUUCACAAAGGGCAAAAGUGGAGCAGUACAUAUUUGCUCCAGAGAUAAGGAACAUAGUGGCAUGUGAGGGAGCAGAGAGGUUUGAGAGACAUGAGAGGCUUGAGAAAUGGAGGAAGCUAAUGGAAGGGAAAGGGUUUAAGGGGGUGCCACUGAGUGCAAAUGCAGUGACUCAGUCCAAGAUCUUAUUGGGCUUGUAUUCCUGUGAUGGGUACAGAUUGACAGAGGACAAAGGCUGCUUGCUCUUGGGGUGGCAAGAUAGAGCCAUACUUGCUGCUUCUGCAUGGAGAUGCUGAUCUUAAUCAAUCUUCUUUCCUUUUCACGUACGUGUAUGUGCAAGCUCCUGUUAUCCACAGACUUUUUAUAUGUAUUGUUUGUCUAAAGUAAAUCCAUACAAGAAAAACAAGGUAGAUGCCAAAGAAUCAACUAAGGUCAAAAAAAGGGAUAAGAGGAAUGAUCAAUGAUGUGUGUACUCUGUUUGUUUUAUAGGGAAAAAGAUCUUCUUUUCUUUUUUUUUCUUUUUUGAUUCGCUAGGAUUAGGUCAAACACCAUUUAAUUCAUUUAUCUACUAUUUCCUGUUUGAAUAAUGAGAAGAUAAUUGUUUUAUUGGAUACAGGAUCUGGACUCCAGAAUAUCAUUCCCGCCCUAGAUGUCGUGCCCAUUGGACUAUGCACACCUUCUCGAGAUUGAUGGUGAGAUGAGGACGAAUCCACUCCUUUCUUUAACAGAUUUUACGUGGAAGGGAACGCUGACAUGCAUCCAUCAGGCACUCUGCUUAAUUAAGAUUGUGAUGCCAUCAACUUUGUAUUUUAAUCUCAUUAAUGCCAUGAUUACAACAAAAGUUAUGGGGCACACAAUCAUUUUUCCCGUACAUAAUGACAAUCAGCAAAACCCUUCUCUCUUCCCCCACAU